CAGUGAGAUAGCACUGCCUCUGAGUGUGUGUGUGUGGGUCGGUGCAGCCGCUUCGCUCUCCGGCUCCAACUCAGCCACAUGAUCCAUUUCACCGGAAUGCGGGGACAGGCAUCCCAACAAAGGCAAAACGUUGCCUUGGUUCGUCUCAACGAGCUGAUGUGGAAACACGACCCCCUGUUUAACAACCACCGCGAGCACUAAACCCAGCGGCCGGGAUCAGUUGUCUGGAACUGUUGCCAAAGUGCCGGCUGCCUGACUCGCAGCGGGCGAGUUGAUACAAUGUUCCAGCGGCUGCCCUCGCUGUUGCUGUGCUUGGUGAGCGGCUCCUUGCCGCCCCCAUCCCGGGGAGACCUUUACACCUCCGUCGUCAACAUCCAGGGAGAGAUUGUGGUGGAAAAGAAGCUUUUGCAACAUCUGCAGUCUUACAUUGAAAACGAGAUCGAGAGAAUAGACGACCUGAAGAGAUUUUAUGAAAAAGUUAAAGCACUGCAUAACAAUGUUUACCAGGAAUCGGUGACUGCAAUAUCAAACCCCCUCUUUGCCUACACCCUUAUAAAGAGGUUGCAGGUGGACUGGCAAAAUAUUGUCUACAGCAAUGAAGCCAUUGAAAAUAUUCAAGCACUAAAGGCUGAUUAUGAGAAAAUGGAGGAGCGACUGCCAAAAGCAGAGGACCUGGUGGGAGCUGCCAAGGGUUUGAUGAGGCUGCAAGAUGUGUAUGCUCUAAGCAUAAAGGGGUUGAUCAAAGGGGAGUUCCUACAGAGCAUUGGAGAAGACGUUUCCAGUAUCUACAGGCCAACUGUGUCCAGCACCCUUUCAGCCGACGACUGUUUUCAGAUUGGAAAGGUUGCCUAUGACAUGGAAGACUAUUACCACUCAGUUACUUGGCUGGAAGAAGCAGUCACUCUUUUCCGACAAAGUCUAGGAAUCUGGGUUACAGAAGACCAAGGAAGUCUUGAGGAAGCCCUGGAUCACCUGGCCUUCUCUCACUACAUGAUAGGAAAUGUCGGCAAAGCAGUGAUCCUGUCUAAAGAACUGCUGCAGCUUGAUGUUAACAACAGAAGAAUUUCCAGAAACAUAGCAAAGUAUCAAAAACUCUUGGGAGCCUCUGCAGAUGCUCAUCCCAAGGAUGUUGUGCUUCAAAGACCAAACGUGACGUACCUGCUGACAAGGAACACUUAUGAAUCACUGUGUCAGAAGCUGGGUUCACAGCCAAAACACUAUCAAGAUUCAAAGCUGUACUGCUCCUAUGAAUCAAACCUCAGUCCACAUUUGAUUCUCCAGCCUGUGAAGAGGGAGAUUAUAAGCCAGAAGCCAUAUGUCGCACUGUACCACAACUUCAUCAGUGACUCAGAGGGGAAGAGGAUAAAGGAGAUCGCUGCUCCCUGGUUGCAGAGGUCAGUAGUAGCCUCGGGAGAGAAGCAGACCGCUAUGGAAUAUCGGAUCAGUAAAAGCGCCUGGCUCAAAGAGACAGUGGACCCGGUGAUCGGCAAGCUGGACCUGCGGAUUGCUCAUCUCACCGGCUUAAACGUGCAGCAGCCUUACGCAGAGUAUCUCCAGGUCGUGAACUAUGGGAUUGGAGGUCACUAUGAGCCACACUUUGACCAUGCAACGUCACCAAACAGUUCACUGUAUAGGAUGAAAUCUGGAAACAGGGUGGCAACGUUCAUGAUAUAUUUGAGUGGAGUAGAAGCUGGAGGAUCAACUGCUUUCAUUUAUGCUAACUUUAGUGUUCCCGUUGUCAAGAAUGCAGCACUAUUUUGGUGGAAUCUUCACAAAAAUGGACAGGGCAAUGCAGAUACGCUCCAUGCUGGCUGUCCUGUACUGGUCGGGGAUAAGUGGGUGGCUAACAAGUGGAUCCGAGAACACGGGCAGGAGUUCCAAAGAAAGUGUGGAGCUGACCCAGAUGAGUAAGAGACCCGUCUGUCGUGGGUCCUCUUGGAGUGCAAGAACCUGUGCUGUACAGUGGAGAGGAGUGGCACCAUGUGUGUCUGAAAUAUCGACUGGGAACUCGAGACUAUUCUGCACUGGAUUCAGGAAACAUGGCCGGCUAAACCCUCUUUAGUACCGAUUCUGCUCUGAGGAAUGCAGCUGAACUGUUGUUAACUCCAGGCAAUAAAGCUCUUCAUCUGUGGAAAACAUUCACCAUCAGAACCACAAUACGUUGCUCAAUAUAUCCACUGAUUCGGUCUCUGACUGCAGCCAGGGGAGACAUUUCUGCUGAAGGUUUAAAGCAGAUGCAUCUGAUGUGGAAAAACAGGAUCAGAAAGUAAAAUGAACUAUUCACAUGUGUAUUGCGAGGGGAGAGAAAAGAAAACAAAAAAGGUCCUCGAAUGAAGAACGAGGAUUAAUUUAUAAAAGAAACUCUAAAGCAGACUUAUUGCAUCAUGCAUUUCUGAGGGUAAUUUCCUUAGGCAAUUAAAUAAGAAAAUGAAAUGGAA
Messenger RNA from Amblyraja radiata (thorny skate), 2438 nucleotides. RefSeq names its product prolyl 4-hydroxylase, alpha polypeptide III (gene p4ha3). The coding region runs from base 280 to 1911 and encodes 543 amino acids. The record is from RefSeq and is a predicted model, not a curated record. Lineage: Eukaryota; Metazoa; Chordata; Chondrichthyes; Rajiformes; Rajidae. Gene Ontology annotation, biological process: peptidyl-proline hydroxylation to 4-hydroxy-L-proline. Gene Ontology annotation, cellular component: endoplasmic reticulum. The transcript has 13 exons. Gene Ontology annotation, molecular function: procollagen-proline 4-dioxygenase activity; iron ion binding; L-ascorbic acid binding.